Messenger RNA from Actinia tenebrosa (Australian red waratah sea anemone), 1176 nucleotides. RefSeq names its product endoglucanase D-like. The record is from RefSeq and is a predicted model, not a curated record. Lineage: Eukaryota; Metazoa; Cnidaria; Anthozoa; Actiniaria; Actiniidae.
AUCUGUAAAAAAAAUCAAACAGCUCGUUUGAUGAGAUAGCCGCCUAUCAUGCGAUCAACAACCAAGUCUUGCGUAACAAUAUAUGUUAAUAUAUUUUCAGGCUAUAUAAGCACUGCAUCCUGAGACCAAAUCAUUAAGAGUUGUCCUUCAAACGAAACUCUUUAUCUCGCGUUUUUGAAGAUGGUUCCAAUUACUUUCUUCCUGAUGCUAGGUGCCUUCUCAACGACCAGUGCGUCAGAUCCUAUUAGUCCAUCAGUCUACCAAGGCCUCGUUGGACAGGGAUUUUCUACCAACUGGUUCAAGACAGAAUCACCGUUGUCCAAGUACAAUGACCAGAACAUCCAAGACAUCUAUGAUAAAGGAUUUCGAAACCUCAGGCUUCGAUGCCGGGCAGACCUGUACGCCGCCCCAUACGACGCUUCUAACUUCACUUCGUUUCUGAAAGAUUUGUCGAGAGUAGUCGAUAAAUGUCUCGAGGUUGGCGUGGCUCCGAUCAUCUCCUGGAUCCACCAUCACGCUGAGGCGUAUGCAAGUGAAGAAGAUCGACAGAACUACGUAACAUGGUGGACAAAGGUGGCCAAAAAGCUGAAACACAAGGACUACAGACUCAGCUUUAAUUUGUUUACCGAGCUGGGAAUAGAUGAAUGUGGUACAAAGGAAAAUUGUGGUGAAAGUCUUCGCAUGAGGGCUGACAAAUACAACCAAUGGACAUCCGAUGUUGUAGCAGCUAUUCGUGCCACGGGUGGAAACAACGCGAAGCGUAUCUUGAUUCUUGGAUCACCAGGAAAGACAGCCAAAGAUCUUGACAAGAUCAAACAAACUAUUUACGAGAAGGAUUCAAACAUGAUGGCCGAGUGGCAUUUAUACGCCUCAGGACCUAACAAGAGAGUUGGCAGGCCAAAAUACUGGAGUGGAGAUGGUGAACCCGUUGGCAAAGAAAACGUCGCCAAAGCCAUCAAACCAGCAAUGGACUUCACCACCAACACUGGUGUCCUGACGUACCUUGGAGCAUGGAUGCCACAAGACAAUGAGUCUACAAAAGGUAUAAAAAUAUACGGAUUUUCUGCCUGUGGGUUGAUUUGGAAUUCAUUAUGGAAAUUAAAUUCUAAUGUAAAAGGGGAAAUUCUGCAAGUGAAAAUAAAAAGUAACCUCAAUAAAAGAGGUGGCUGCAAUGUA